GCCAGGCCGGUGUGCAAGUCUCUCUGCCUGCUGUGAUGGAAGUCCGGUUGGGCGAAGAGGUGCCAAUUCCCUGCACGCAUAACGUGUCGGAAGGAGAGGAUUUUCACCUGGUGGAGUGGUUCAUCACGGACAGGAACGGGGAGCAGCGGCGUGUGGCCUACAACGAUCAGGUCCAGCAGGGCGUGGACAGAGGCACCGAAUACAAAGACCGAGUCACCAUGGACACCAACUACAGCUUGGUCAUCAAAUCCGUGGACGUGAGUGACGAGAGGACUUUCUCUUGUCAAGUGACCAGCAGUUCAGGGACUGGAACGGGAGCCACCCAACUCAAGGUGUACGACCCCCCUGAAACUCCUGAAGUGACGCAUAACAGUGGGACCCUCUCUGUGACGGGAGAGUAUGCUUCACAGAUUGCAACCUGCAGCAGUAAAAAUGCAAAUCCACUGCCGACCAUCAGCUGGUAUAAAGAUGGGCACCUCCUUAAUGCCUCCACUGAACUCAAUAGGGAACUGUAUGUGGUAUCCCGGACGGUGAAGGAAGCGUCGGGGCUCCUGUCUCUCUCCAGCACUCUCUAUCUGCUCCCGAAGAAGUCUGACAAGGACUCAGCCUUCCACUGCAAGGUCACCUACACCAUGCCCCAUGGGGAAGUCCACACGGCCGAAACACCACCUUUCCACCUCACCCUGCACUACUACACGGAGAACGUGGAUUUUGCUCUGGAGUCUUCAGAGGUCAUCAAGGAAGGGGAUGACGUGCAGCUGCGUUGCAAAGCCGAUGGGUCUCCUCCACCCGAGUUUUUCUUCUUCAAACUACCGGCUUCCGGAAGCCAGGACCCAGAAACACCGCGUGAGAUCGAAUCAAAUCUUCAGGGCAUCCUGCACCUCCGCCAAGUGACUAAGGCUGACAGCGGGACUUACCAGUGCCAAGCGCUUGACUUUGACAGCCCCCCUGAAGUCAUUCUGGAGAAAGAGGUGACCAUCUACGUCCACUAUCUGGACCCGGUGAUUGUGAAUCCCAGCAAGAAAGUGACGGUGAACGUCAGCGACAGCCUUGCUUUGAGCUGUUCCGGUUCCGGAUCGAAAGCACCGGUGUUUUCUUGGAGAAAGGGAAAAGAACAUAUGGCCGAUGGUCCCGAUUUGACCCUGAGUUCUGUGAAGUACCACAUGGCCGGCAAGUAUACAUGCCGGGCUUCCGUGCCGAGCAUCCCAGGCCUGCAAAAGGAAGAGACCGUCCAGGUCAUUGUGGAAGGGAGGCCAGAGAUGGAGAAGCGCCACGCCAAGAGCCCUUUCCACAACAUGGGCGAGACCGUGAAGCUCACGUGCAUGGCUUUCGGCUAUCCUGAGCCGGAGAUUCGUUGGAGUGUGGCUGGGGAGGAGAGUGUUGGGCAGUAUUAUGCAAACAGAGCCGUCUCCGAAUUGUCGGUGGAAGUCACCCCCGAACUGGUUCAGAGUGGGGUUCAGUGUUGGGCAGAGAACAGUUACGGCUCCGACGAACAGCAGUUCCAGUUCGAGAUCGUUUCCCCAACAGCAUCUUCCACCCUGGCGCCAGCAGUGGAGGGGGAAGAGAGCCAGGGGGGCAGCACCAUCGCCGUCAUCGCCGUGUGCGUGUGCGUCCUUCUGCUGCUCCUCAUCGUCGGCUUCUUCUACUUCAUGCAACGCCGUGGCCAGCUGCCCUGCGGUGGGGGCGAAAAGAGAUCUCUGACUCCCAAAGAGGGGAAUCCUGACGACACAGUGGUGGAGAUGAAGACGGACAGGCGGAACGAACAGACGGGGCUGCUCAGCCACGGAGGAGGAGGUGGCGGGAGUGGGACAAACGAGUGCUGAGAGUCGACCGGGCAUUGUCUUGUUCCAGAGGAAGCCUCCCCGACUCCUUCAGACCCACCACGGAUGAAGAGGAUGCUCAGGCUGGCCUGUGCAAUGGGGAACGCGACCCCCCCGCCAGGCGGUCCCUUCUUUCCUUGCAGGGCAGGGAGCAUCCGUCCAUCCAGACGUUGGGGUUUGGGGGGGGGCGAAGUGUGGGAACGGUUGUGCUGCCACAGCAUCUUUCCCCUUCUCUGGUAAAAGGGCCUGCUCUUUUUAAUUUUAUUUUUUAAAAAACAUGACAGGGGCCUCCAUCCCUUGGAUUCAACGGGAGAGGCUUCCUCAAAGCACCGCCUCAUUUUUAUCCUUGCCCAGACUGCCGACCUGUUAAGCCUUUGGUGCAUGAACUAGCCUGUGCACGCCGUUAAUGCUGGCGAUAUCCACACACUGCCGUGCAAGGAAAUUCUCGAAAGAGUCUCUGGCCCAUCCGUUUUUAUUUCAUUUCACUGUUACAGAUCCGUCCCCGCCGGGCCACGCACUCACUAACCCCUUCUGAUCCAAAUGGAGU
Molecule: messenger RNA, 2367 nt
Organism: Pogona vitticeps (central bearded dragon)
Lineage: Eukaryota; Metazoa; Chordata; Lepidosauria; Squamata; Agamidae
Source: RefSeq, a predicted model, not a curated record